Trichechus manatus latirostris (Florida manatee) is the source of this 1019-nucleotide messenger RNA. RefSeq names its product dysbindin domain containing 2 (gene DBNDD2). The transcript is spliced from 4 exons. Gene Ontology annotation, biological process: negative regulation of protein kinase activity. Gene Ontology annotation, cellular component: cytoplasm. Bases 45 to 527 code for a protein of 160 amino acids. The record is from RefSeq and is a predicted model, not a curated record. Lineage: Eukaryota; Metazoa; Chordata; Mammalia; Sirenia; Trichechidae.
CUCCAUGAUGUCCUUCAUCCUCAACGCCCUCACCUGGAGCUGACAUGGACCCAAAUCCUCGGGCAACCCUGGAGCGCCAGCAGCUCCGCCUUCGGGAGCGGCAGAAAUUCUUUGAGGACAUUUUACAGCCGGAGACAGAGUUUGUCUUCCCCCUGUCCCACCUGCAUCUCGAGUCACAGAGACCUCCCAUAGGUAGUAUCUCAUCCAUGGAAGUGAAUGUGGACACACUGGAGCAGGUGGAACUUAUUGACCUUGGGGAUCAGGACGGAGCAGAUGUGUUCUUGCCUUGUGAAGAGGCUCCACCAACUCCCCAGACGUCUGGGGUGGAUGACCAUCCGGAGGAGCUGAGCCUGCUGGUGGCCGUGUCUGACAGGACCACGUCGCGGACCUCGUCCUCUUCCUCUGACUCCUCCACCAACCUGCAUAGUCCAAAUCUGAGUGACGGUGGCGCAGACACACCCUUGGCACAGUCCGAUGAGGACGACGAUGGGGGUGAUGGAGGGGCAGAGCCUGGGGCCUGCAGCUAGCAGUGGGACCCUGCCUAUAGACUGACCAGUGGAGUUGGCCAUUCUCCACAUUGAGGCCCUAGGCCCAGCCGGAGCCCUUGGGGAGAAGACCAGACUCUGUACUUGGCAGUAGGUGCCCAAGGGAAGGAGUGGUGGUGGGAUGGUAUACCCUUUUGGAAAUUAAUCCUCUCCUCCUUUACUGCUAAUCUUUUCCUCCUGUAACCCUUCCACCAGUUAUCCCCGAGGUAGGGCUUGCAAGUGAGGAGAUGGAUGAUGAGCUAGGACAAGAUGUCAUGGCCUUUCUUAGUACUGUUCCCUCCCCCAAACUAUUCCACAGUCUGCUAAUGGGCUCCCCUAAAGCCUUGUCUGUAAGUGGACAUGAAUUCCUUAGCACUUCUAGUGAGGUGGUACUCCAGCCAUCCUGCCUCCUGACAUCCUUUUGGGAAUAGGGCAUGGUAUAAGUAAUAAACAAAUAAUACACCAACCAUUCCACUUCAUUGUUCACAUUGCAAA